UAAAGGGCGCCUCAUACGAAAUAACAGCUUAUGGAACAGAUGUCAUGAUUGGCAUGGAUCUCGACCAAUAAAUUCUACGCAUUCUGAAAACGCGGCAAAAUAGAAACGGACAUGUAAUACAGGUUUUGCUCACAACGGUCGCCCAAGUUCAGCCUAGUCCGAACUUUGCUUUCCAGAUGUGCACGAGCUUCGUGAUCCUCGCAGAUUUUCACAUGAUUUUGACAACAUUCUUGCUGCAAGCCGAAGUAACCGCAAAAGACGGAGUGAGAAGAUGUCGAUGAAAGGUAUCACUCCUGGACACACAGAGGGUGAAUGCUCUCCAGGACACACAGAGGGUGAAUGCUCUCAACAAGUAACUAAGUCCAGAACUCCAUUUUCUCAAAUACAAAAUACUAAAAAUGAGAAUCUUCCGGAGGAGUUUUUCAUUGCUGAGUGCACUCAAAAAGCCAACGGUAAACACAGAGACGAGCACUGUGUGCAAAAUGAUGAUGCUGGAAGUAAUAAUGGAAAUGAAGAAGGGAAAAUGGAGGCAGCCUGUUCAGAAAAUCUUUUAGAGAAAGACGUCUCACAGAGAAAGACACCAAAGGCAAAGAAAAGAAAAUCGAGAAGAUUAAGAAUUAACCUGGAAGAGUCAGACGGUGAUGAGGAAGCAAGAGUGUCUAUGUGCCAGGCAAGGAAUCAAUACAUAGACAAUGUGAACCUUGAGAUUGAGGCGGUGUCCAGUGAUGAGGAAGAAGGGGAAGAGGCUGACGAUUUACCCCUGGAGAGAGAGAAGAGCGACACUGAAAAUAUUGAUCGAGGAGCCUCAUCAUCUGUCAAAAGACUUAACAGGAACUCCAUGAACAAGCACAAUCCGGAAACCAAGAGGUGUACAGAUUCUUCUUUCAGGAGUGGACAUGCGAGCCCAGAACACAUAGAGAGGCUCGAGAGUGGCCUCAAGCAAAGAGGCAUUAUCAGUCAAGGACAAAAAUUGGAAACAACAUCGGAUCAAAUUUGCCUAACAAAGGUCGAGGAUCUUGGAUGGACAGCAGGUCGGUGUUCUUGUGGCAAGGAAGGGCUCAGGUACUUGUUUCACAUCAAGAACAUGCUCACAAAAAAGGAGACAUAUGUUGGCUCACGAUGUAUUUUGUUAUUCAAAUUGUGCAAAGAAAUUGCUGAGACUGUGAAGAUGCUUCUUUGUAAUGGAAUCACAGGUACAUUGAUAGACAAGGACAAUCUGAAAUUCCUAAUUCAGAAAAACACUGGACUUGUAAAGCACAGCAAGGAAAUGAAAAAAUUGGGGUCCCUGCCACUGCAUCAAGAUUCAAAAAGAGGGUGGGAAAUCUUAACAGUGAGAGCUGAAGAAGGAAUUGGCUCCAAGGUUCUUGAGAUGAAAGAGGGCUUGGUGUACAAGAUUCGCCUUCAGCUGACCUUCAAAGAAGAUACAGAUGGCUUCGGUCUUUGGCAGGCAGAAAUGAUUGAUUUUGUGUCUGUGCCAAAAGGCAUGAUGCAGUCCACCCACAGUGAUGCUGACAAUGGUGGAACAGAAAAAAAGGAAACAAAAAAACACAGCAAGGGAAGUCAAUGGGAUUUUGACGGCGAGGAGAGUGACGAGGAAUUUGACGGCGAGGAGAGUGACGAGGAUUUUGACGGCGAGGAGAGUGACGAGGAUUUUGACGGCGAGGAGAGUGACGAGGAUUUUGACGGCGAGGAGAGUGACGAGGAUUUUGACGGCGAGGAGAGUGACGAGGAUUUUGACGGCGAGGACAGUGACAUGGAUGCUGACAGCGAGGACAGUGACAUGGAUGCCAACAGUGAGGAGUAUGGCACAGACGCUGACAGUGACGGGAGUGACAUGGGUGGUGACAGCCAGGAGAGUGACUGGUAUGUUGACCGAGGACACAGAACCAGGACAGGUGGGCCGAAAAGAAGAAACUGCCAAGAGUCAGAUACUGAUGAGAGUGCUGAGGAGUCAGAUUCGGUUGAUUUGGAGGAUGCAAACCCCAGUUUACACCAGUCUAACCAAUGUAAGAGCAGAAACACCAGCAGAGACAAACGUCAGACAAGGUCGGGUUCACAGUCAUCACAAAACGAUGCUUGUGGGCGCAAACGAAAAAUGGGCAAAGAAUCAAAAAAUAAAAAGAGGAAGAGACAAAAGACUUCAAACAAAAGGGAGAUUAAAGUGGAGUUGGAACUUAUGACAGAGGAUUCCACGCCAGUGAACUGGAUAGUUGUGACAUCUCCUGCUUCUACAUCAGCCUCUCAUCAAGAGAUCGUGAGGGUGAAAAUUGAAGAUACGAAAAUAGAGAACGGGAACAGGUCGACAGUAAGGAAAGUGGCUCACGUGUCUCUGGAAGCAAAAAAGAGCAGGAAAGACCAGUGAAAAACAAUAGGAGACAGGAGAAAAUGGAUGAGUCAGUCAUUCUGCAGACGGUAAUGAAACCAAAGGAGAGCCUUUGUACUGGACAAGUCACCAAGAUGCGUCCCAAGCAAUCUGCCUCAAUCUCCAUCUCAAAACAGCCCCUUGCACCAGUGCAACUGAGAGAAAUCUGUGCUCAAUAAUAACAGUGAAGUCUGCAAAGACAGUUACUUCAAACUGAGAAGACAAUCAAGACCUUGGAAUGACUUCCACCAAUAGAUACUGAUAUGGAAGUUUUUUAAAUAUAACUAGUGUAGCUCUAUCAGUUACUAGUGAACUGUUCUCCACAGGGGCCGGGGAGACAAAGGAGGAGUUAGAGGUGGGAGGAAACCGUCAGAUGAAUACAUGUACUCAUAAUAACAGAAUAUGGUAGGGACUGAAAACUCAAUCCACAUGCCAGUCUGGGCAGGACAUAAACCUGGGUAACAAAGAAGGCAGGCAAUGAAAAUAUCACUACACCAGCCGGACUACCAAAACUCUGUUUAUGCAUUUGUCAAUUUUGCUUACCUCUGUAGAGUGAAAUUAUGUUGUCUGUUGAGCAUUUCACUUGCUUCCAAUGUCUAAAACUUUCAGUUUGAGGUAAAAUUAUUGUCUCCGAGUCCUUGUAAUACCUGUUGUUGAAAGGCAUUCUUUGUUUCUGGAAACUGAAACUUCAGAUUGAUUGACACACGCCUGAUGUCGAAUGCCAGUUUUCAUUUUAUAGUUCUUUGUAUUUUAUUCUUUGUAUUUUUUAUUUGUUAUGUCUAACAAUUUUUAUAAAAUUGAAUUUUCAUACUGUCACAUGUUCACAUGUACAUUUUUAAUUGUCUUAUUUACCUGAGAAUCUAUCUAAUAGCAAUAACCUGUUUUUGUGUUAACAGUGCAUGUGUAGUUAAGGCUGCUUCAAAUUGUGACUUGCUUGACAUAUGACAUAUCUGCGUAAAAAAAUUGAUACAUGUACUAGAGCUUAAGGUUUCAAGUCAAUAAAAGUCAUGGAGUUUCUGGUUCCACAUACUUGUAAACGUUCAUUGACAAACAAAACAAACACCCUUAAGUGAAAGACGUGUUAGAUUGUUAAAACGUAUUAAAGGUCAGCUGCUUAUUUCUACAUUUCUGAAAAAAGUUGGUGUGUAAAAAAAGUUGAUUCACUUGAACAGUGGUAUAAUACAGUGACUUUGAGUCAGUGUAUGUUUAAAUAAUGAUGUGAUCACACAGCUUUAUAUUUCAUUUUCACCUGAUGUAACUAGAAAUCAAGUGUCAGCUUUGUCUGUCGUGGAAUCAUGUGUAAAGGGUUUACGUUUCUUGGAUGUCGGCAAGUGGCCUAUUCCUCAAUGACAGUAAAUCAGAAUUCUUGGUCAUUGGUACUUGUUAGCAAGUAGCUAAAGUUAGAUCGAUGGGGUUCAGGCUGGAGAAUCUCUAGUUAGACCUGCUACUUUUGCACGGAAUUUUGGGGGCGUGGUUUGAUGUUCACAGGUCCAUGAGUGAUCAUGUGGUUAAAACGUGCAAGUCUGCAUUCUACUUCCUCCACAACAUUAGAUCAAUUAGGAAGUAUUUAACGUGCCAAUACUGAAAUAUUCAUUCAUGCUUUUAUUACGUCUAAGCUCGAUUAUUGUAACAGCUUAAGUCGUCUUCAACGUGUUCAAAAUGCGUGGGCUAGGCUUGUGUGUAAUAUGUAUAAGUAUUGUCCUAUCACACCUGUUCUUGUUGAUCUUCACUGGCUCCCAGUUAAGUCUAGAAUUGUUUUCAAAAUCUUACUUCUGGUCUUUAAACACUUUGGUGACUGUCCUGCAUACUUGUCACAACUCAUCACUGUUCCAACCGAGUCUCGCUACUGUCUUCGUAGCUCUGACCAGAGUAACGGUAUUCUUCUUCGAUAUCCAUCCAUUCGUAGUAGGACCAGCCUAGGUGAUCAGUCCUUGUUAUUGGUUGUACAGCGCAUUUUAAUAUUUUUGAAUAGAAUUUGCACUUAAUGAAUUCAUUUAAUAAUUAUAAUAAUAAUCAGUCCAUUGAUUUAUGCUGUCUUAGUCACACUGAAGGUGUUUAUAUACUUCAGCUGUAGCUUGUUCUGGGAUGAAAAUAAAACUGUACAGGUGAUCCA
Messenger RNA from Acanthaster planci (crown-of-thorns starfish), 4475 nucleotides. RefSeq lists its product as uncharacterized. The record is from RefSeq and is a predicted model, not a curated record. NCBI's taxonomy places the organism in Eukaryota, Metazoa, Echinodermata, Asteroidea, Valvatida, Acanthasteridae.